Hyaloperonospora brassicae is the source of this 1335-nucleotide messenger RNA. Lineage: Eukaryota; Oomycota; Peronosporomycetes; Peronosporales; Peronosporaceae. The record is from the annotation of a GenBank genome assembly.
AUGAAGCUCUACCUACCGAUCACCGUGGCCUCGGUCCUGCUCGUGCUCUCGGGCCACAAAGCUGACGGUCUCAACGUCAAGAUGCCCGGGAUGAACUACACUCCGCGCAAGGGCCCGGACUGGGCCCCCGAAAGCUCCAAGUGCAAAAACGCGGCUGAAAUUCAGCGGGACAUGUACGCUCUGAAGGCUGUCACGGACAAGGUCCGUAUCUACUCGCUCACGGACUGCAACCAGGCCGAACUAGUGCUGCCGGCUGCCAAGAGAGCUGGUUUGCAAGUGCACCUUGGGAUCUGGACGACAGCGAGCCAUAACUACCUUUUGCAAGAGAAGGCGAAGCUAACUGCGCUCAUUGACACGGGCCUGUAUGACAACAACGUCAUUGGGCUGCACGUCGGCAGUGAGACCAUCUACCGCAAGGAGAUCAAUGCUGACACAGCUAUCAGCUACAUGAACGAGAUUCGUGCUUACAUUCGAAGUCGCGGGAAGAACACACCCGUCACGAUUGCGGACACCAUCGACAUCUACAACCUCAACCCAAAGCUCGUGGACGCUGUGGAUUACGUGUCGGUGAACCAGUUUGCCUUCUGGGAGCAGGCGAACGCGAACGAAGGAGCAGCUAUAUCUCUGGACCGACUGAGGAACUUGCGCGUCUUGUCAGCCAGCAAGAACAAGAGACUUGUCGUCUCCGAGGUGGGCUGGAGCUCGGGUGGCUUCCACUUGUCGGCCGGCAUCGCGUCCCCCGAAAACCAGGUCAAGUUCUUUGCCGACUAUCACCUGAUGGCCACCGCGCACAACUUCGAGUACUACUGGUACGUUGCGUUCGACUCCAAGUGGCGCGUGACGAACGGUGACCACGAGGUGGAGGCCGACUUUGGGGUGUUCAACGAGGAUGACACGAUGAAGAGCAACUUCCAGCAGCUGACCGUUGGAGUGAGAACCCCCCGUGCUAUUCGCAAUGCCGGUACGAGACUGCUGCUGUCGGAGAAGGGCGGCAACCUGUACAUGUCGGGUAAGUCGAAUGAUUGGCUGGUGCAAGAGCAGCAAGUGUGGUUCUUCGACGCUGCCACGCAGCAGGUGCGCUCGAAGAGCAGUGAUCGGUGCCUGGAUGCUUACCAGGGGUGGGACGGUGGCAUCGUGCACGUGUUCCGCUGCAUGGAUCAGGAGGCCAACCAGAAGUGGAUGUUUGACAGCGCGACUGGGACGCUGAGGCACAUGAAGCACCAGGGCUUUUGCCUCGACACGGACCCUGCGCAGGGCAACAAGGUGCAGCUGUACGGCUGCUCGACCAACAACGCGAACCAGCAAUGGGGCGCCAUUGACCCUGCCGCCAUCUAA